Molecule: messenger RNA, 1558 nt
Organism: Pseudovirgaria hyperparasitica
Lineage: Eukaryota; Fungi; Ascomycota; Dothideomycetes; Acrospermales; Acrospermaceae
Product: NHL repeat-containing protein
Exons: 2
Coding region: 455-1558 (367 amino acids)
Molecular function (GO): protein binding
Source: RefSeq, a predicted model, not a curated record
CUCUGAUUCGUUGAAGGAGGUAGUUACCGACAAGCCUCUGUACCCCGCGAAAACCCCAGAUUCGUUAUUUCCAGGGACAAACCCGAAAUCUGGGGCCUUCUUUCCGUGUGCCGAUCCCGACUAGUCCUGGAGGCGUAGAACUCUAACCACAUACAUCUUAAGUUCAAUAACCUUAAGCCCGUUCGGCAUCAUCAACAUGACGAUCAUCCUAGACUUUUGCCUCGCGAGGACAUAGUGCUCUGGAAUAAGUGGACUUGGCCCAUAGAACAGCGGUGAACCCGGCGGGGAAAAUGAUCAAGAGCGUGUCACGAUGCUCAUUUUCCCGUUGUAGACGGCACUAUUGUAUCUUCUUUAAAGACAUGAGAGGCCCUAUACUGCCGUUGUUGACUUCCACGCCUGCAAUCCCCCGUCAUUGUGCCAUUGUCGUCUCGUGUAUCACAUACUGUGCCUCACAAUGCGACCUCUCCUGGUCUCUGCGCUCGCGGCUGUGGUCGUUGCAGCACCGGCUCCUGAAUUUAUCCACGGCGACUCAGACGCGUCGCUUUUUCGCUUUUACGACAACCCAGACUUCCUGCAAGGACCCUGCGACAUCACAACCGGCCCGGAUGGUAACAUCUGGACGCAGAACUUCCUCGACAAUUCGAUCUCGAAGAUUGAGAUCGAGAGCGGCAAGGUGACCAAUUACAAGAUUCCGUACUCGCCUGAUCAGUUGUACAACACCACAAAUCUUCCGUUGACGGGGCGCAUUGCGUUUGCGUGCGCUAUCCAGCCGGGGAAAGAUGGCAAUCUGUAUGCUGCGACCGGUGUUCGUAGUCAGUUCUUGAAGAUCAAUCCCGCGACUGGUUUCAUAAAGGUUUUCACGCCGCCGCUGCCAAAUGUGCCUCUACUAGGCAAUAUCCAGCCUUUCAACGACCUAUGGCCCGAUGAGACAGGCAUGUAUUAUAGCCUGACCACAGCCGGCACAUUAUAUCACUUCGACUACGCCACCGAGACCUUCGACGGCGUGUACCCGCUACCCACACCCCUCAACGGUGUCGUUGGCGUAUACGUCGACCAACAACAAGGCAACGUCUGGCUCGCCGAGUUCUUUGGGCAGAAGAUUGCCAAAUUCAACCCCUCGACCAAGACCUUCACCGAGUACCCACUCCCGCUCGACGGCCUCGGCAUCGUCGUCGUGCGCGCCGAGACCGAGCAGCGAUACAUCUGGUUCACUGGCUUCCUGUCCGGCACAAAUGUGCGGUUUGACAUGGCCACGGACGAGAUUAAGGUGUUCCACGACACGGGCCUGCUGGGCCUGGCCAGUCUGCCGACGGAGAACACGGUCGACACGCGGCAUGAUUGUAUGUGGUAUAGUACGGCGAGCAGGAACACGAUCCAGUAUAUUGAUACGAAUGGCGUGACGACGAUUAUUGAUAUGCCGGAUAAUGGCAUCACGCAGCCGCUGGGCGUGCCGCCAGGUUUGAAUAUCGCGAUUCAUUACAAUGGCGGAGAUGAUAAUGCCAUUUAUUUCUCGCAGACGUUGAGGAAUAGGAUUGGGAGGUAUCAAUUAGGUCCGUAA